Messenger RNA from Vicia villosa (hairy vetch), 1296 nucleotides. RefSeq lists its product as uncharacterized. The record is from RefSeq and is a predicted model, not a curated record. Lineage: Eukaryota; Viridiplantae; Streptophyta; Magnoliopsida; Fabales; Fabaceae. The transcript has a single exon. The coding region runs from base 1 to 1296 and encodes 431 amino acids.
AUGGAGUACCUAAACAGAAUCCUCCAGCAGCUUGAUUAUAAUAAGAAGUUUAAGUAUCAUUCAAAAUGUAAAAAACUUAAGAUUGUGAACCUCAGUUUUGCAGAUGAUUUGUUAUUGUUCUCUAGAGGUGAUGUGGACUCAGUGCAGCAGGUUAUGAGAGCUUUCCAUACUUUCUCUCAAUCAACUAAGUGUAAAACUUAUUUUGGUAAUGUAGAGGAUCAUGUCAAAAGGGAUAUCUUGAAAGCCACAUCCUUUGUAGAGGGUCCUCUCCCCUUUACAUGUUUGGGUAUUCCGCUAUCUAGUAAAAAGUUGUCUGUGCAGAAUUGUAUCACUCUAGUUGACAAAGUCGUUUGCAGGAUCCGACAUUGGAGUUCCAGGCUUUUGAGCUUUGCUAGGCGGAUUCAGUUGAUAAAGAGUGUUCUUUUUUCCAUUAGCAAUUUUUGGCUUCAAUGUCUCCCCAUUCCUAAAGCUGUCAUUGGGAGGGUGGAGGCUAUUUGCAGGUCCUUUCUAUGGUCGGGGACUGAUACUAUUACCAGGAAAUCUCCUGUAUCGUGGCAAAAGGUGUGUACUCCAAAGAACAGGGGUGGCUUAAAUAUCAUUGCUUUGUAUAACUGGAACAGGGCCUGCCUGACUAGGCACAUUUGGAAUCUUUCGGGGAAAGAUGAUAGUCUGUGGAUUCAUAGCUACUACAUUAAAGGGCGAGAUAUUAUGCAUGUCCAAAUGAAGAAAACUAGCUCGUGGAUCAUGAAGAGCCUUCUCAAAGCUAGAGAUGCUGUUAGGGAUAUGCAGGAAUGGCAAAGGAUGAUGCAACAUGGUAAGUACACUGCUCGGAGAAUGUAUUUUGCUUUGUGUGAGGCUGUGCAAGAUGUAAUGUGGAAGAGAAUCAUGUUCAACAACUAUGCCAGACCUUAUGUGAUUAAUAUGCUGAAUCAUAAUACUUGCCAUUUCUGUCAGGAAGUUGAAACUCAAAGCCACCUAUUGUUUGAGUGUCAAGCGAUGAGAAUUAUUUGGUACAAAGUCCUCACCUGGAUGGGCAUUAAUCGGAGUCCGGGAAAUUGGGAGAAUGAAUUUAAUGGGAUGUUAGGAGAGUGUGGUAAGAAAGGAGUUAAGUCUAAAAUUCUGGUGUGUGCUUUUACAAAAUCUGUGCAUGAAGGUUGGAAGUACUGCAAUCAAAUGGUCUUUGGAGAAGCUGUGGAGGUCCAAAAAGUGGUUUCCAAAAUCAUUGACACUGUGGUUUAUCGCUGCUGGCCUAAGGUCAAACUUAGGCCUCAUAUUAGUAAUCUGCUGAUGGUUUAA